This is a messenger RNA of Arachis stenosperma, 1299 nucleotides long. Its product is annotated as putative disease resistance RPP13-like protein 1. The record is from RefSeq and is a predicted model, not a curated record. Bases 1 to 1299 code for a protein of 432 amino acids. The transcript has a single exon. Gene Ontology annotation, biological process: defense response to other organism. Lineage: Eukaryota; Viridiplantae; Streptophyta; Magnoliopsida; Fabales; Fabaceae. Gene Ontology annotation, molecular function: ADP binding.
AUGGCUGAAGCACUUGUUGUUGGAGCUUUAGUUUCUGGCUCCAUCAGCCUUGUUCUUAACAGGCUCAUUUCACCUGAGUUUGUCAACUCGGUGGUGAGCAAGAAGCUGGACCGAAAGUUGGUUGAGAGGCUCAAGACUGCUCUCUUGGCUGCAGAAGCUCUGGCCGCUGACGCCGAGCAGAAGCAGUUUGGAAACAAUCGUGUGAGGAAAUGGCUUGAUAGUCUCAGGGAUGCUCUCUACACUGCUGAUGACUUGUUGGACCGUGCCUUAAUCAAAGCUGAAAUUCGCAAGAAGGUACGCAUUCGCCUUCCUCUCCGCCUUAAUUUAUCUGUUAGGGAGAUGGUGGCUAAGAUAAACGAGGUGGUUAAAAGAAUAGAAGAUCUUCAGAAACUUAAAGAUAGCCUUGGUCUGAAAGAGAUUCCAACGGGUAGCUCCUCAUGGAAACCUCCAUCCACUUCUCUUGUAAAGGGGAAUGUGUACGGCAGGGAUGGUGAUCAACAGGCACUAAUGAAGAUGCUCAAUGACAACAAUCAUCAUAACUUGUCCGUCAUCUCUAUUGUUGGUAUGGGUGGGGUUGGUAAAACUACUUUAGCACAAUGCCUCUACAACAAUAUGGAUUUGAUGGACGGGGUUGAUCUGAAAGCAUGGAUUUGUGUUUCUGAACAUUUUGACGUCGUUGAGACUACUAAGAAUGUUAUAAAGGGGAUCUCUUCAGGUGUUUGUAGUCUUGACAGCUUUGAUUUACUUCAACAAGAUUUGAAGGAAAAACUGUCAGAAAAGAAGUUCUUCAUUGUUUUGGACGAUGUUUGGAGUGAAGAUGCUGACAUGUGGAAUAGUUUUAUCACCCCUUUUCAACAUGGGAGAAUGGGAAGCACUAUUCUUCUAACUACUCGCAUGGAAAAUGUUGGUGGAAUAGUCCGACACUAUAACUCUUACCCUCUCAAGGAACUGUCAGAUGAUUAUUGUUGGUCCAUUUUUGCAGACAAUGCAUCCUUUCCUGAAUCAAAUGGGAGCUCAGAACUGGAAGGAAUAGGUAGAAAGAUUGUCGAGAGGUGUGAUGGCUUGCCGUUAGCUGCAGAAACACUUGGACGCUUGUUGCGGUCAAAGCAUGAUGCUGGGGAAUGGAAUAAAGUACUAUCUAGUGAUAUUUGGCAAUUUUCUAUGAUAGACAGUAAGAUCGUUCCUGCAUUGUUAAUAAGCUACUAUCAUUUGCCUGCUCAUUUGAAACGCUGCUUUGUUUAUUGUUCGUUGUAUCCCAAAGAUCAUGAAUUUGAUAAAGGUGAAUUAAUCUUGUUGUGA